Molecule: messenger RNA, 1188 nt
Organism: Chaetomium fimeti
Lineage: Eukaryota; Fungi; Ascomycota; Sordariomycetes; Sordariales; Chaetomiaceae
Exons: 2
Coding region: 70-843 (257 amino acids)
Cellular component (GO): membrane; mitochondrial inner membrane peptidase complex
Molecular function (GO): serine-type endopeptidase activity
Source: RefSeq, a predicted model, not a curated record
UCUCUGAUCAACCUCACUCACAAACCACCACUAUGACCCGCUGACCUCACCAAACACCCUACCUACCUCAUGCCCUCCAUAACCCCCAUCCUGCGAGGUCUCCUCAGGCCAACCAGGUUCCGACUCUCCCCCAACAAACCAACCAGCCCCCAUUCACCACCACCACCAUCAGGACGACGACCACCACCCUCACAACCACCACCACCCUCACCCACCAACACCACACCCAACACCACACCCCCCCCAACCCCCCCCAACCAUGGCCGCCACCUCCCCUCCUGGGUCGGCCACCCCGCCCGGGUAAUCAUCACCACGCUCAAGUUCGUCGCCUUCACGCACCUGAUCUGGGAGUACGUGAUCUCGAUGGCGCCGGCGUCGGGCCCGUCGAUGCUGCCGACGUUCGAGGUGCUGGGCGAGUGGCUGCUGGUGUCGAAGCUGCACCGGUUCGGGCGCGGGGUGGCGGUGGGCGACGUGGUGGCGUACAACAUCCCGAUCAACGAGGAAGUGGGCGUCAAGCGCGUGCUGGGCCUGCCGGGGGAUUACGUGCUGAUGGAUACGCCGCCGGAUGAGGUUGCGGCGGGGGGCGGCGGCGGCGGUGGUGGUGGUGGUGGUGGUGGUGCGGGGGGUGGGGCUGGGACUGGGGGUGGGAGUAUGAUUCAGGUACCAAAGGGUCAUUGCUGGAUUGUCGGGGAUAACUUGGUAGCGUCCCGGGACUCGAGGUAUUUCGGUCCGGUGCCGCUGGCCCUGAUCCGGGGCAAGGUCAUUGCCACGAUGAGGCCGUUCUCUGAGUUCAAGUGGAUCACCAACUCGAUGCAGAGAGCAGAAAGCCCGGCCGAGGGUUGAUCAAGCGAUAGAACCCUACACACGUAUUAUUACAACACGUUUGGUCAACGCCAGCACCAUCCCGAAACGGGCAAUGUAAGUCUCAUCAACAUGGUGCAUAUGUAUAAAUUGUGGGUUCUAAUUACAUCGGCUACGACAGGCCAGGCCUAGGAUAGCAAUCCAGGACGGCCGUGUUGGUAAUGGGUAAAGAGGCAUCGCGGGAAACCGCGGGGUAUGAUAGUAGCUCGGGCGGCCCGACGUCAUCCGUAUCACUCUUCUGCGCCAUAAUACAAAAGAAAAACAAAGCAGGGGGUUGAGGCCCUCGAAAGAACCCAGCAACCCAGAUUGUCCCCACGUCCCCCCCAC